CCCUCAGCCGCACGAGAGCGCUGCCGCGCGGGCCGUCGCGCGCUGCUGCGGUUCUUCACCCUGCCAUGGUGCGGAGGCAGCGCGUGUCGCCGUUCCCGCCGCUGGGCCGGCGCCCCCCCGCAGUCAAAGCUGGAGGUAUGAGAGUGUCUAAAAAGCAAGCAAACGGACCAGUUGAAAAAAAUGCUAAACCUCCAGGAAAAGAAAAGACAAGUGCUAUUGCCAGUCUUUCAAAAACUCAGAACAUGGGUGUCUUGCUAGCAGGUGUGCUGAGCAAACCCUCAAAACACCUUACAGAGAUGGGAAUGAUUGAAGCCAAACAGAUUUCAGUAAAUGUUGAUCGGUUCAACAUAUUGGUAAACUUGACGACGUCACGCAGUCUGUUUGACGGCCGGAGGAAGACAUACAUGCUUUGCUGGACUUCUCUGCAGGGAUGAAUUUCCUCUUGGGCAAGGAAGAGUCUCUACCUUUAAGCAGUUGACACUCCCAAGUCUGGAGGUGCUCAACAGAGCUAUUUGGGAAUUUGGCAGCGUGCAACUUUGAACUGGUCUGGAAUGAACUACACUAUAUGCUGUUAAGUGUACAGACUGAGGCCUGAAUUCAGAGUAUGCCAGUUGUGACUUUUGCGUGAAACUGCUGCAGAUGAAAUGGCAAAGAAACGACACGUGGCAAAUCUGGGAAGUUACAAUAGAAGAGAACUAUAACAAAAGACUUAAUAAAUCAAUAUUAACUGUUGUUUAAAGCCUGCAUCCCUUCCAAGGUGUACUUGUUCAGCCUGUUCCUCGAAGUAGUAUGCACAGAUUUGCAAAUCGUUUCAAGCACAGUAACCUCUCCCUGGUGUACAAAACCCCAGAGUGCUGGUAACUGCUAACACACAUAAGCACAAGCAUUUACUGAGCUCAUCUUUGGUUUCAGUGGUAGAGGAGUAUAUUUCUGCGAUGUAAAACAAAAAUCCUUGCUAUGCCAGCAUUCUGCAGAAUACAUUAUUGGACCAGGCAUGUAUGUUUUCAGUAAACUCUAAAGGCACUUUGACUUCCCUGGUGAAACCGGUCAUAGUUUUCCUUUAUUCAGCAAAACCAUGCAGAGAACAAUGAUUCAACGUAAUGGCAUGGUUGUUAUUCCUGUCAAACUUGGCCAAGGAUUCUACUCCUGGCCAUUAUUCCACUCUUGCUGAAUUUUAAUGUAAAACUUUUAGAUAAUUUUAGUGAUAAUUUUCAGUCUAGCAUUUCAUUUAUAACAGGCUACCAAUGUUUAGUUCAUUCUUCAAUGGCAGGACUAUUAAAAUUCUGAAGUCUGAGUAUUGCUGCCUCUCCAGCUAAGAGAGACUCUCCAACUAACAGAGACUCUCCAGUUGUUUGCUAACAUUUAACAUUUUAUGGAGGUUUAUGACACACAUCAAGAGGAGCUUAAGAAAUUUCAAUAGUUCUUAAUUACGAUGUGUAUACUACUUUUGCCACAAGAGGUUGCUAUAUGCCUACAGCUUUUUCAGGGUCUGCCAGCUGAGCUAGCCUCAGAAAACACAGCUAUUUUCUUACAAGGAAGUAUAUUUUAAUCAGCUGAAAAAGUUUCAAAGAAAAAAAUUAAUAGAUUAGUUUAUGAAAGCAUCAUUUGGUAUUUCACAGAGGGCAUGACUCCCUAGAAGUUGUAAAGAUACAAAGGGCAUAACUUGGUGGUAUCUGAUUGCUUAUCCUUCCUACACUCUCUCUGUUCAUAGCUGUAGUCAAUUAGAAAUGAAACAUAGAACAAGGAACAGGGUGAAGAACAUGCUAUAUUGGUAUCAGGUAAAUUUAGAUGGUUAAUUAAGAUUUGCUGGUUUUGUAGAUGCUUUCACAGUAUGUUUCUAAAUGUGGUCACUGCAGAACAAAUUAAUUGCUUCAUGAACCAGGCAAGAUUAAAAAGCUGGAUACAGCAUUUCAUAUUCAACAGUUACGUAUAAAGGGUUGAAAUUUUUCAAUGGCCUUCACUUAUACACAGUGCUUUUCUCUUGUAUUUUGGGUUUACUUCUGGUGAUUAAUUCAGAAGCUACUUUAUAUAAAAAGUGAAUGAUUAAGACUUUUCCUAAGAUACUAUAAAAAAAGUUUUAUAUAAUAGUUGCACAGUAUGUAUACCAAAAUAGAACAGUCACUAAAAUGAAGAUUGACUUUAAAAUUUGAAUCCAACCUUCUACUUUCAUUGUUCAUAACUUCCUUAAAUUCCUUCUAGUUUAAAUUUUCCAUAUUUGGUAUGUUUUUUAAAGUUAAAGAGUUGGAGCGAAUUCUGAGCUAUCUUUAAGCUACACAAGCCUGAAAUAUUUGUUCUUUGUAUGUUACUAUCAAGAAACAUCAAAAACAAUGAAAAGCAAGAUCAUUUAUUAAACAAACACCUGAAACUGAAAACUUUUAACUUGGUUUAUUCUAUGGAUCUCGGCCUUAAAAAGUAAAACAAGUCAAAAAGCCAAAUUUAGAAUGAGAUGGUUUUGUUGGAGCUGUUCACAGAUGCCAGUCAGAACUGG
This is a messenger RNA of Grus americana (Whooping crane), 2488 nucleotides long. It is a transcript of the gene DAPL1, whose product is annotated as death associated protein like 1. The transcript is spliced from 4 exons. The coding region runs from base 66 to 434 and encodes 122 amino acids. The record is from RefSeq and is a predicted model, not a curated record. NCBI's taxonomy places the organism in Eukaryota, Metazoa, Chordata, Aves, Gruiformes, Gruidae.